Bombus terrestris (buff-tailed bumblebee) is the source of this 1077-nucleotide messenger RNA. RefSeq lists its product as uncharacterized. Gene Ontology annotation, biological process: regulation of synaptic transmission, cholinergic; sleep; positive regulation of voltage-gated potassium channel activity. Lineage: Eukaryota; Metazoa; Arthropoda; Insecta; Hymenoptera; Apidae. The record is from RefSeq and is a predicted model, not a curated record. The transcript has 3 exons. The coding region runs from base 223 to 705 and encodes 160 amino acids.
UAACAGAAUAUAUCAUAUACAUAUACAUACAGAAUACGUAAAUAUGUCAAAAAAGUAAAGCUAGUAUCAAUAAAUAUUAUUGUUGGCGUCAUUCCAGUAACAUUUAAGAUACUUGUUAUAUAUUAUUGUAUUACAUAUCAUAGAUUAGCAUCAAAGUAAUAAAUCUAUCAAUUUGAUAUCGAAAACGUCUUAGAUCAAAAAUUUUCGUAUUACAUUACAAAAAUGAAUAAACGAAUGUUCCUUAUUGCUGUCUUAUUGACUGUACUUGUUAAUAAAGGAGACAGCUUAUACUGCUACAGAUGUAAUAGUAAUCAACCUGGGUGUGGCACUCCUUUAAAUUGGUUAUGGUACUGGGGAGAAACUUGUCCAGAAUAUGAUGAUAAAUGUAUAAAAAUUAUUGAGAGAAAAGGAGCUGAAACCAUGAUAACACGUGAUUGUUUAAGUUCUGUUCGUAGCUUUAGAAAAGAUAUUCCAGCUGAUCGGUAUGAAGGUUGCCGACCAGCUGCAAAAGAUGUUCAAUUAGGACACUAUGUAAAUAAUUCUAUUUGGCAAUUAGAUAUUCAUAGAGAUUAUUAUGAUGAAGUAACAUGGUGUUUUUGUUACUUUGACCAUAGAUGUAACAAUGCUGAUAAUAUUACUGCAUCAACAGUAUUAUUAAUUUUGGGUAUCAUAAUACAACAAUUUGCAACACAAAAUGUGUUCUAAAUAUUAAAUUUGUACCAUAAAUUUAUUGGUUCUUUUUUGGAAAAUUAAAUUCAGUCUAUUUACUUCGAUUAGCAUUUGCAUGCAAUAAAUCUAAGUAGUAAAUUGCUGUAUAUAGUGUAAAUAAUCAUUUCAAUAUGAAGAGUAACUAUUUUUAUAUAUAAAACAUAGAUCGCUGUCUUUUUAAAUAAUCAAUCAGGAAAUAUUAGAUGUUUUUAUAUGUAAGAUUCCGUCCAUUUUUGAAGAAAAAACUGCCUUUUAAAUGUAUAUUUAACAAAGCAAGUGUUAACUUUUAUAUUUUUAUAUUUUUAUCACAUAUAUGUUAGAUGUAUAUAAUUAAUUGUAUCAAAACUUUAAUAAAACUGAUAUUUUAUA